Penicillium angulare is the source of this 1476-nucleotide messenger RNA. It is a transcript of the gene met2, whose product is annotated as homoserine O-acetyltransferase. NCBI's taxonomy places the organism in Eukaryota, Fungi, Ascomycota, Eurotiomycetes, Eurotiales, Aspergillaceae. The coding region runs from base 1 to 1476 and encodes 491 amino acids. The record is from RefSeq and is a predicted model, not a curated record. Gene Ontology annotation, molecular function: homoserine O-acetyltransferase activity. Gene Ontology annotation, biological process: L-homoserine metabolic process. The transcript is spliced from 3 exons.
AUGGCCACAGAAACAACUACUGCUCACACUGGGCAACUCCAGAGAGUCGAUUCGCAGCCGGAGAACCCCUACGCUGCCUUGAUUGAAGACCAAUCCAUUGCCGUGGUCCCAUCUUUUACUCUUGAGUCCGGCGUCACUCUAUACAAUGUCCCUGUUGCAUACACCACUCGAGGAGUCCUGUCACCCAAAGGCGACAACGUUUUGGUCAUCUGCCAUGCUUUGAGUGGAAGUGCCGAUGUCGCAGACUGGUGGGGCCCACUCCUCGGUGGCCCUGGACAAGCAUUCGAUGUGUCCCGAUUCUUCAUUGUUUGUUUGAACAGUUUGGGUAGCCCUUACGGGAGCGCCAGUGCGGUGACCUACAAGGACGGUAACCCUGAAAAAGGCUACUAUGGACCUGAGUUCCCUCUUACCACCGUACGCGAUGACGUGAACAUCCACAAGCUUGUCCUGGAUGAUUUGGGCGUAAAGCAGAUCGCUGCCGUUGUCGGUGGCUCUAUGGGUGGGAUGUUAACCCUCGAAUACGCCUUCUUUGGUAAAGAUUAUGUACGAGCCAUCGUCCCAAUCGCAACAUCCGCAUGUCACUCCGCGUGGUGCAUCAGCUGGGGCGAGGCCCAACGACAGAGCAUCUACUCGGACCCCAAGUAUGAUGAUGGAUAUUAUACGUUUGACGACCCUCCCGCUACAGGCCUUGGAGCGGCGCGUAUGUCGGCGCUGCUCACCUACCGCUCCAGAGACUCCUUCGAGUCCCGCUUCGGCCGUAAUGUUCCUGACCCAUCAAAGCGACAGAACAUUAAGGGAACGGAUAAGCUACCCACACCUCCCAAUGAACACUGGGCUAUCCACAACGAUGGUCACAAGGGCGGCGCCUCUCGCUCCGAGACUCGACAGAGUUCGCCAGUGCCUCAAACUGAGAUCCAAUUCAUGGACCCCCAAUUCUCGGGAACCAAGACAUUCUCAGCUUCCACUCCAGUCAAGACUGAUUCCUCCGGUCGCCCGCGCCCACCUACUUACUUCUCUGCUCAAUCCUAUCUUCGCUACCAGGGAGACAAGUUUGUCCAGCGAUUCGAUGCCAAUAGCUACAUUGCUAUGACCCGCAAACUGGAUACACACGAUGUCUCUCGCCAUCGUACUUCGGACAACGCCGAGGAUCGCGUUCUUGACGCGCUCUCCCGGAUUGAACAGCCUGCCUUGGUUAUGGGUAUCGAAUCUGACGGCCUUUUCACUUUCGCUGAGCAGCAGCAGGUCGCUGAUGGAAUCCCUGAUUCCCGCCUGAAGCGCAUCGACAGCCCCGAAGGCCACGACGCAUUCCUCUUGCAGUUCGAGCAGGUCAACCGCCAUAUUGUGGAAUUCUUCAACGAGGUUCUGCCUGAUAUUAUGGCUCAAGAAGGCGAUGUUGCCGCCGUGGCAAGUGUCAAAAAGCUUACGAAGAGCAGCAAGUUCGGUGAGGCUGAAGUGGAAGAUAUUACCGCAUGGUAA